GACCAAAGGCUUAGUCUGAGCCUAAUUAGAUUUGCAGCAGGUGGUUGCGAGAUGUUAGAAGGGAAGAGCAGCAAAACAAAUGCAUGGACAUAGACCUGCUCCUGUACCAGUUCCGGAAAAGAUGGUGGCCUCUGUGCACCCCUUGCUCACCUCAAGCAAACAUGUUCAACCUGAUGAGCAACUGCUGCACCUGGGUCUCCAAAAUACAGGAGCCAAUCAGGAAAGUGACCAUUCUUGUAGUUGGUCUUGACAAAGCGGGAAAAACAUCUUCCAUCAGAGGGAUGUUAAGAGUCCCCCUUGGUGGGGAUGCAGGGCCCACCCAUGGCUGCAUCAGAACUGAGCUGAGAGUGGAGAACUAUCUGGUCACGUUGCUGGACAUCGGAGGAUCAGCCGAGUCCCGAGGAGCCUGGAGGCAGUACUAUGGAGAGGCCCAUGGCAUCAUCUUUGUGGUUGACUCCAGUGACAGGCAGAGAGUGAGGGAAGUCAAGGAGGUUCUUGCAGACUUGUUGAAGCAACCAAGGGUGGCAGGAAAGCCCAUACUAGUGUUGGCCAACAAACAGGACAAAAUGAACGCUUUGCUUGGAAGUGAACUGAUAGAGAGUCUGUCUCUGGAAAAGCUGGUCAACCAGAGCCGCUCUGUGUGCCAUAUUGAGCCUUGUUCUGCCUUAAUGGAUCUGCGACGCUGGUCAGACAGGAAGACGCUGCGAGGCCUUCGCUGGUUGCUCCGUGCAGUUUGUCUGGAUUAUCCAGAACUUUGUGCUCGUGUUGCUCAGGACAGCAAAAGGCCUCUGGAGCCGAGAGAGAGGGAAAAAAUUGGAAAAGCAGAGAAAGUGCGCCGAAAAACCAAAACAGAACGAAUGCGACCCAGCAAGACAGAUCUGCACCCGGUGCAUCGACCCAGAGAGGAGAAGAAGAAAAAGCCCAAAGAAGGGAAGCUGCAGCCCAUCCGGAACAUGCUGCAAAAGGAAAACACGCUUAAGAAAAAGCUGGGGAGAAAGAAAAAAGCCGUAAAGGUCAAAGAGGGAGAACUGAACAACAAAGAAGCCCAUGAACAGCAGGAGGAAGAGGAGGAUGGUGAAGGUAACGGAGGAGAGCAAGAAAACCCUGGUGACAGAGACAAAGCCAGCAUUGCCCUGAUCCCUCAGAGAAAAGGCAAACUGAAACCCAAGACAAGCGUGAAAGAAGAGAGGGCAGGUGCACCCGAAUCCCCGGAAAACGACGAGCUGCUGCUUAAAGUGAAAGGAGAGAGGAAAAAAAAGAAGAAAGUUGUGAAGGUGAAAAGAAAAAAUAAAAUCAACACAGAGGGGACCCCUGGAGGGGAGCUCAUGGACCUGUCUGAGACCUUUGAUCUCUACCGAAAAGCAAUACUGGCCCUGAAGGAACGCCAGGAUAAGGGGCAGUGAGAGGGAGUCCUGUUUGUGCUGCCGUAUGACUGUGAAGAAAAGAACCAUAGCAGUAGAAUACGACACACUGGGUGAUUGCGAAAGCUUUCUCUACUGCCCAUCCAUAACUACACAACCUGACUGACAACCUGACCCCUGAGCUUUGGGAGAAAACCUGCAGAUCCCAGAAGGUGUUGAAGGGCUGGUUUGUAAAUCAAGACAAUAACAAUUUAUGGAAGUAAAUAAUACCACUGAUUUCGUUAUGUCUGCUAUGCCAACAUGUUUGUAAGCUAUUUUGAAAGUAAGAAAAACAAUUUUUAUCUAAUUUUUUAUGGUGAUAUAAAAACACUUUCCAAAGUAAGCAGAGCUUGAUGAAAAUUAUAGCACUGUGAUGACCUGAUAUUCCCAUUUGUUUGUAAGUAAUAAAGAUUUUUGUCUCGUUGCAUGA
Molecule: messenger RNA, 1830 nt
Organism: Oryzias latipes (Japanese medaka)
Lineage: Eukaryota; Metazoa; Chordata; Actinopteri; Beloniformes; Adrianichthyidae
Gene: arl13a
Product: ADP-ribosylation factor-like 13A
Biological process (GO): receptor localization to non-motile cilium; non-motile cilium assembly
Cellular component (GO): non-motile cilium; ciliary membrane
Molecular function (GO): GTPase activity; GTP binding
Source: RefSeq, a predicted model, not a curated record